This is a messenger RNA of Nannospalax galili (Upper Galilee mountains blind mole rat), 3857 nucleotides long. Its product is annotated as zinc finger protein 260-like. The record is from RefSeq and is a predicted model, not a curated record. The transcript is spliced from 6 exons. Gene Ontology annotation, molecular function: RNA polymerase II cis-regulatory region sequence-specific DNA binding; DNA-binding transcription factor activity, RNA polymerase II-specific. NCBI's taxonomy places the organism in Eukaryota, Metazoa, Chordata, Mammalia, Rodentia, Spalacidae. Bases 57 to 2258 code for a protein of 733 amino acids. Gene Ontology annotation, biological process: negative regulation of transcription by RNA polymerase II; regulation of cytokine production; regulation of immune system process.
CCAGCCAUCUUUGGCCGUUUUCCCGUCCUGCGUUCUCUGUGGUUCCGGAGCCGUGAAUGUCUGCGUGUUGUCUGCGCCCUCCGACUCUGCUGCGGGAGGAGCGCAGUGAGGACGGGAUGUCCGGGAAUCAGGAGAUGGGUUCUGUGUCAUUUGAGGAUGUAGCUGUGGGCUUCACCCAGGAUGAGUGGCAGUUUCUAGACAGUGCGCAGAGGAGCCUCUACAGGGAUGUGAUGCUGGAGAACUACGGCAGCCUGCUGUUCUUGGGGCACUGCACAAACAAACCUGAAUUGAUCUUCAAGUUAGAAAAUGGAUUUGGCCCAUGGAGUGUGGGAGAAGCCUCCAUCCCAAGCCUCCCAGGUGUACACAAAGUAACCACCAAAAUGAAAACCAUCUUGAAAAAUGACAGGAGUCAUCUAUGGCAAGUUGGAAUCACCAACAGCAGGACAUCAAGUGAAGAGAUUGUUGACGCAGAUCUAAAAAUGCAACAGAUAAUUCAACAGAGAAAAUCUUAUAAAGGUACAAGAUGUGUGAAGUCAUCACACAGCAGUGAUCAGAUGUCUAACAUACAUAAGAAAGGUUUCAGUUAUAAAUUGGCUUUCAAUCAAUGUCAGAGGCUUCAUAGAGAAGCGAUACCCUCUGAGAAGAAAGAACACAGUAAUUUCUUCUCCUUCAAGUCAAAAAUCAGUGUAUGUUGGAAACAUCAUACAUCUGUGAAGCCCUAUGAAUAUGAGCAGUGUGGAAAAGCCUUCUCCGUGAAGUAUCAUCUUGGUAUGCAUCAAAGAACUUACACGGAAAAGAAGCCCCAUAAAUGUGAGCAGUGUGGAAAAGCUUUCCCCUACAAGAAUAGACUCAUUUUGCAUCAAAGAACUCAUUCAGGAGAAAAGCCCUAUGAAUGUGAGCAGUGUGGAAAAGCUUUCUUCUACAAGGAUAAACUCAUUUUGCAUCAAAGAACUCAUUCAGGAGAAAAACCCUAUGAAUGUGAGCAGUGUGGAAAAGCCUUCUACGUGAAGUAUCAUCUUACUGUUCAUCAAAGAACUCAUACAGGGGAGAAGCUCCAUAAAUGUGAGCAGUGUGGAAAAGCUUUUUUCUACAAGAAUAAACUCAUUGUGCAUCAAAGAACUCAUACAGGGGAGAAGCCCUAUGAAUGUAAACAGUGUGGAAAAGUAUACUCCCAAAAGUAUUCUCUCUGGAUGCAUCAAAGAACUCAUACAGGUGAGAAGCCCUAUGAAUGUGAGCAGUGUGGCAAAGCCUUCUCCAUAAAGUGUAAGCUCACUGAUCAUCAAAGAACUCACACAGAGAAGAAGCCCUAUGAAUGUAAACAGUGUGGAAAAGCUUUUCUCUACAAGAAUAAACUCACUGUGCAUCAAAGCACUCAUACAGGGGAGAAGCCCUAUGAAUGUAAACAGUGUGGAAAAGUAUACUCCCAAAAGUCUUCUCUCUGGAUGCACCAAAAAUCUCAUACAGGCGAGAAGCCCUAUGAUUGUGAACAAUGUGGAAAAGCCUUCUGCACCAAGUCUCAACUCACUGUGCAUCAAAGAACUCAUACGGGGAAGAAGCCCCAUAAAUGUGAACAGUGUGAGAAAGCCUUCUUCAGGAAGUAUGAGCUCACUGAUCAUCAAAGAACUCAUACGGGGGAGAAGCUCCAUAAAUGUGAGCAGUGUGGAAAAGCUUUUCUCUACAAGAAUAAACUCACUGUGCAUCAAAGAACUCAUACAGGGGAGAAGCCCUAUGAAUGUAAACAGUGUGGGAAAGCCUUCUGCACCAAGUCUCAACUCACUGUGCAUCAAAGAACUCAUACAGGGGAGCUCUAUGAGUGUAAACAGUGUGGAAAAGCCUUCCCCGUGAAGUCUCAGCUCACUUAUCAUCAAAGAACUCAUACAGGUGAGAAGCCCUAUGAAUGUGAGCAAUGUGGAAAAGCCUUUUACUUCAAGUCUAGCCUCACUGUGCAUCAAAGAACUCAUAUAGGUGAGAAGCCGUAUGAAUGUGAGCAAUGUGGAAAAGCCUUCUUCUACAAGCAUAAACUCAGUUUGCAUCAAAGAUCUCAUUCAGGGGAGAAGCCGUAUGAAUGUAAGCAAUGUGGAAAAGCUUUCUUCAGAAAGUAUGAGGUCUCUGCGCAUCAAAGAACUCAUACAGGGGAGAAGCCCUAUGAGUGUAAACAGUGUGGGAAAGCCUUCUGCUCCAAGUCUCAACUCGCUGUGCAUCAAAGAACUCAUAAAGUAGCAGUGCCACCAGCUGGGGAACAAUGUUCAAGUACAUGAGCCUAUGAGAGAGACUCCAUUCCAGCCACUACAGGGUAUGUAGCUUUCAGUCCAUAAAUAUUUACAGUUACAUGUUCUCGAUGAAUGGGUCCUUCCCUCCUUUAUCUCUUAGGAUUAGUUUUGAAGUCUCUUCCCGUUUUCUUCAUUAGCUGGUUUUCAUCCUCUGAUUUUCAGUACUGGGAUAUUUCUGCCAGGGAGGUAUGUUUCUAAAAGCAGAAGAUAGGUUGAUCUUUUUUUUUUUUUUAAUCCAGUCAAUUAGUUUGUCUUUUAGUUGGUGAAUUGAAUACCUUUGCAUUUAAGUUAUUGGCAGAGGUAUAACAUUGGUAAAGUGUCAUGUGCUGUUUAAGCUCACUCAGAAGCUGGCUCUGGAAGUAAGGUUAUCAAAUGCACUUGAGGCACAAGUAUGUUACAGUGUCUUCUAAGACCCUGUGUCUGGGGAUGGACUCAUCCCUCCACCCCAGGCCAAGAGAAGGAGAAAGCUAAACAGAAGCAGAGUAAAGUUAAAAUACUGUGUAAUUGUGCACAGUAGGGAGGUAAAUCGGUCCCAGAGCAAAAGACUCAGCUAUUGCUAUUUCAUGAUACAAAAAUGCCUGUGGUGGGCAUUCAAAGUAUAGUCUCACACAGAAAACCUUCCUGGGACCCUCUUUUGCUCAGAGGCUUCAACUGACCAGUUUUGAUUGUUGGGGCUUCCUUAGUUUAUGCUGGAUGGUGUGUCUGAUUAUAUGUUGUAUGAUCUUUUUCUGUUUGUAUCUUUUGUGCCUACUGGCUGUAUUCUUAAUAAACUCACAUUUGAAACAGAAGGGAUACUUACCAUGACUCUUUGUGGUAAAUAGGUGGUCUGCUAUUCAUUCUGGAUUGUUUCUCUUUCCAGUUCUUUGAAACGCACCAUCAUUGUGUGUUAAUGCUCUCCUUGCUCAUAUAUUCCUGCCAUGUAGUGCAUUCUUUCCUGUAUUUUAGUGAGGGUAUCUUUCUUCUUCCUCUGUGUAAACUAUUUAAGUAUUCUGUUCAAGGCUGGCUUACUUGUCAUGAAUUGACUGAGAUUGUGUUUGUACUGAAAUGCUGUAGUAUCAGUUUUAAGAGAAAUCUUUGCUGGGUAUAGCAGCUCUGAUAGUUACUUUUGGGACUGGAAAUAUGUCAUUCCAUUUUUUCCUUAUUUUUAACAUUGCAGAACUAAGUAUCUGAUUUUGUUCUCAUACUUCUCCAUUAUAUGUUAGAAUGUUUCAUAUAAAACUUAAUGAUUCCAUGCCUUAUAUUUUUUGUGCUGUUUGUGACAAGAUCUCUCUGUAGCCUCAACUGACCUGUAUAGACCAGUCUGGACUUGAUAUCAUAGAGAUCUGCCUGCCUCUGUUGGCUUCUAUUUUUGACAAACUGAAUAUUUCUGAUAUGAUCAUGUCCAUUUGGGGUUCUAAUCAUGCCUUUUUUUUUUUUUUUCUAACUUCCUUAACCUUUGGAAACUUUACUGGUAUCUAUUGAAUGCAUCAUCUGCAACUUAUUUAAUGUCAUCCACCUAUUGUACUCCAAGGAGUUCCAUUUACCAGCUUCUGUCCUUCUUUCUUCAGGAAUAACUCUAUCAAUUUAUUACAGACAUGAAAAUAUGUC